Molecule: messenger RNA, 2961 nt
Organism: Papaver somniferum (opium poppy)
Lineage: Eukaryota; Viridiplantae; Streptophyta; Magnoliopsida; Ranunculales; Papaveraceae
Exons: 2
Coding region: 1987-2703 (238 amino acids)
Molecular function (GO): catalytic activity
Source: RefSeq, a predicted model, not a curated record
GGAUCGGGCGACCGCCCAGUCGACUCAAUCUUCUCCGAUUAAAUAAAUUCUGGGAUCUAAAUCUUCUGCAUGCUCUAAAUUCAGAAAAUUUUCGCUUCAAUCUCCUUUAAUUUAUCUUUUUUGAUUGAUUUCUUUUUCUCAAUUCUCUAAUUUAUUUCAAUACCCUAAUUGUUUUCCUUUCUAUGUCAGGCUAAGACUCCCUGGUUUACCGGCCAUGUAGCCCCAUUAGGGGCCGUUUUAUCUACUGUAGUAUCUGUUUCUUCCUUCUAUGGCGAAUCUCAUCUCCCUCCUUUUGCUGGUCGCGUGUUGCUGCAGUUGCACUUGAAGGGGCUUCCCUUUUUACCUUCAAUUUUUUGAGCCACAGUGUAAUCUUUAAGAAUUUUAAUCACCUUAUUCAAAUCGAUAAAUCCAGGGGUUUCUCUAUCUUCUAUCCAGGUUUGAUUUUUAUUUAGUCCCAAUUUAUUCCUGGGGUUGCUCUUAAUUUGGAUCAUGUUCCUUAUUUGCUGCACUCAAUAUCAUUGGCUAAAUAUUCUCCCCGUUCUCUGAUUGUUUAUCGCUGGGACUUUUUAUUCUAUCCAUUUUAGUUUCGUUGAUGUCUAUUUCUUUGUUUGGCCAAAAAUCUCCCUUGUUCACAGAUUGUUCGUUAAAUUGUCUGUGAGUCAUUACCCCUAGUACUUUGUAUUCUCCUUUGUUAGAAUUUCUUCCCAAUCUUGCAUAUACUCAAUUAAGUCUUUUUCAUGCUCCUAUAUGUUUGUUUUAUUGUUUCUGAGAAGUUUUGUUAGUUUUGCUGGCUUUUAUUGCUCUAAUUGAUGUCGACUUCCCCAAGUUUCUCCUCGCUGUGGCAUAACUAUUUUGGUUUUGUGUCGGAUCUCUUAUUUAAGGUCUGGUUUCUUUGUUGUUCUUGUAAAAUAGUUAUCACGCAUUGGUUUUGAAGUAUUUGUGUCGACUUUCCGUGGUUUUAUCCGCUUAACUAUUCUGGGUUACUGUCAGACAGUGUCUCGUCUGGUUUCUUUGUUAUCUUACAAGUAGAAUAGUUUCUCCAGUGGUUUUCUAGCUAAUCUUGGCCAGCAUCACCCAAGUAUCAACUUUUAUUUUAUUCCUAAAUUUAAUCCAUUGCAUCAGUCUCAUAGGGUGGUAACAUAAGGUUUCUUUUGUUUAGUGUCUCUUUAUUCUAAACCAAAUUUAUCGUUUAUUUUGGUCAGAUGAGUUUUUACACUCUCCCAGCAACAAUCUUUGAACAAUGUUUCUUUCUUUUGCCAACCUAUGAUGCAGCUUUUAGUCAUUUUCCAUCUAAAUUAAUUUAUGUCAGUUUCCCCUGAGGUUCUGGUCUCAACAAUGAUGUUGGUUUGUAAAUCGAGUAGAUUCUGUGACAUGUAUUUUUUGAUAGGUAUUUGUGAUAUUCUUUUACCCCGACAGCAUCAUCUCUUGCAGCUUCUCUCUGGCCAGCAAUUUCUAUACUCGCUCGCCGUCUUUUUAACAGAUACUACACAGAUUUAAUGGCUUCCUGAUUGGGGUUACUAUGUCGGUAAACUGUUCUUUUCUUCCCGGUUAUAGUUUAUUUCCAGUUGUUUCUUUUUUGUAAUCAUUUCCUUUCAUAAUUUUUGUAAUCAUUUCCUUUCCUUUCAAUUUUUUUUGGAGCUGUGCACUAGUAAUACUUUUAUAGUUUCUCUCAAGUUCUGUUUACAAUAUUCAUUUUUUUGCCCUUUCUCAGUCCUUUGUGUUCACCUUUCCUCUAUAGUUUUACAGUUCGGUGAGUAGCUUUAAAGAUUUUAUUAGUGAUAAUUCUUACAUUCCAAGGUGAUUUCUUAUUAUGCUUCAACUUAGUUAUCUCUCUUUCAAUUUUAGUCACAGCUAGCCAUUGGUAUCUUUAACAGCUAUUUCCAAUUUCUUUUCAUUUCUUGUUUAUUAUUCUUUUCCUUUGUCCGAGUCUUCUUAUACAGUGCAAUCUUUUCUCUUAGGAACAGUUUCUUUCAGGUUUCUUUCAAUAUGAAACUAUUAUCCUGGAAUGUCCAGGGUAUUGGGACCCCAUUAACAAAGGAUCAUUUUAGUUAUCUAUGCCAGUAUUAUAAGCCCGAUAUCAUUUUUCUAGCCGAGACAAAAGCUCCUUUGUCUCGAAUGGAUUUAUUCUUUAAAAAAUCUCAGUUUCAUGAUUGGUUUAUUGUUCCUUCCGUGGGAAUAGCUAAAGGGCUAGCAAUAACAUGGCACGAUAACAUAGAUAUGAAGUUAAUCUCAUCGAAGUUUAAUGUUUGUCACUUUGACACGAAACUAGGAGAUAAGGAGGUGCUAAUUACAUGUGUUUAUGGUGUUGUCGACGUUGAGGAUAAAAUUGAACAAUGGUCUCACAUUUUAGAUAUAGCGCAACAAGUAAAUAAACCAUGGAUCUUGAUUGGGGAUCUAAAUAUCAUCUUAGAUCCAGAUGAAAAACAAGGUGGAAAUAAAACGAGUUCAAGCAGUAAAUCCUUCAUCCUUCACAUAAUUGAUUCUCUGGGACUACAAGAUGCUGGAUAUGAAGGCGUUCCAUUCACUUGGUCCAACAACAGAAAGGGUGACGCGAAUAUAUGCGAAAGAAUUGACAGAGCUUUGACCUCCUUCCUAUGGACUCAGAUUUUUCCGGACACCAAGAUGAAGAGAAUUUCAUGCACCUAUUUGCGGGUUCGGAGUGGGCUACGUCAGCUUUCCAUGCAGAAGCAAAAUCCUUAUUAAAGGCAGUUACGUGGUUAAAAAAAAAUAUUUUAUCAAGCGUUAUCAUAGUAACUGACUGCAAAGUGUUAGCAGACAAUUUAAACAAGGUAAACACAGAUUUUUCAUGGACAGCGGAAAACACCUUGCAAAAAAUAAGGACAAUCUUGGGCGAUCUACCUCAAGCUAAAGUGAAAUAUAUUAAGAGGAAGAAUAACUCAGCAGCGGACUACAUUGCCAGGGAGGCAAGGAUUAAAAAGCUUCAGCACAUGUCAGAUAACU